AUGAUGUCCAGCGGGGGCUACACCACCAUCGAUGACCAGAAGAUCUCCGGAUCUGUUCCCGUAAUGCCCUUCCUUUGCCUAGCAGCUCUCCCGUUUGUGUUCUUGCCCUUUGCUUGCGAUUUCACGGACUCUUGACGUCUUUCCUGUCUUAAUUUGCGGUCGUAGGCUGUGGUCUCCGGCGCGGAUCACGUCGGCGUCAAGUUCUCUGGUUGGACCGUUCGUUUUUCUGGGAUUAAUUUCCAGUUUUUUUUCUAGAUUUUCCUUUCACAUACAACAAAAUUGAGGAUUCCCUACUGAACUUUUCAUCAUUAUAGAUUCCAAUCUCCAGACUUUUCCGCCCUCCGAGGCGCAGGGAAAGAUCUCUGGGGUGUUUCGCCCUCCUCCAGAUGCAGAUGGUUAGCGCAGAUCAUAUUUCCCCUCUGGUUCCCCUUGCGAAUCUUCUAGUUUUUUCUCCUGAGAUUUUGUUCUAUUUCCUAAUCGGGAGGUUCCCUCUCGUAGACACAUUCUCAAAGCCAGCCCCUGGAAGUUCCUCGGAUGGGCCUCAGACCGGCGGCUGGAUGAGCAGGCUCACAAUCGGAUCUUACAAACCUUAUUUUGAUGUCGACACAUCUGAUGUGUUGGAAAGGAUCAAAGAUUCUCUAUUCCCAUUCAAGGCUACCUUUACCGAGAAGACAGCCAACAAUCCCGAUUUGUAAGACAAACAGGAACUUGCCUCGGAUUUUUCACCCUAAUAUUAUUUUUAUUAUGUCAUAACCUUUUUAUGUCAAUGUUGCAUUUCCAUGAGGUUAAUGGGAAUGCUUUAGGUGAAUUUUCCAGCGCAAAAACAGAUUUGUUUUACUUUGAAUCAACUUUGCUGAGUUACAUGAGGCAAACCUGCACGAACAAAAAUUUCCUUGAAAAAUAUGAACGUUGUUUGUUCUUUGAUUCUUAAUAUUUAUGCUAUAUAUCCUUUUUUGGUUAACAUCAUGAGCAUGCAGCAAGUAAUGAGAGGUACUUGCAUGAGCUUUAAUGUGGAAGCGGAUGCUUGGAUUUUUUUUUAAUAUUAAAGAGAAGUAAACUCAUGCCAUUAAUUAAGGUAAAUGCUAUUAUUUUUACUGAUCACCCUAGUCUAUAUAUUUUUUGUGAGUAGUGUCCCUCUGCCAUUCAUUUGUUUCCCUUUGAAUCAAAGCUCUCUAUUAAAACAGUAGUCUAAACUAAUAUCUCUAGCCCUCCAUAGAUGGGAAGACCUACUUAUCAAUGUCUCUUUGUGCAUCUUAUCAUCUCAAUGAAUGAGGGAGUUCGUUUUCCAAUUCGUGACAAUGAAGACUGAGGUUGUAUUCGUAAAGCCUUUAACAUGGCCUCUCUGUUUUCUGAAGGCAGCAUUAUCAAUGGUGUCAUAUGCAGUAAUACAUGGUGUUGUUCCCUUAGGAAUUGGGUCAUAUCUUGAUCUCUGGUUAGCCUGAAAUUAAUGUUUUCAAGUGGGGACACUACCAAAUAUAGAGUGCUCUCGCCAUAUCCUUUUGCUGAAUGCCAACAAAAAAUGCAUCCCCGAGACUGAUUGAUUAUAUGAUCAUGCUCUCGUAUUGGAUAACAGUGGUUGCACGGCAUCCCAUUCCAUCUGGUACCAUAGAAAUAGUAGUAAGGUAUAGAAAGGCAUAAAACAUUCACAAACAGGCUGUGGAAAGGUGUAGUGGAUAGAUGAUGGGUCAUGUCUAAUCAUACACAGGAAAGCCGAUACGCAACAUGGGCACUAUGAAGAUGACAGAUUAUCUAUUCCAAGAUGAUGGGAGCAGGAGCUCAUUUUGGUUUGAAAGAAAUGGAAGAGAUGGGAUUCAACGGCUAAAAGCCGAAGUGGAAAAUGCCUCGGAUGAUGUUUCGAAUGAUACAACCCCGUGUCUGUCUGAAUCUAAAGAAAACUUUGUAUCAGGAGAUGACAUAAGCAUGUACCUGAAGUACAGGCUGAUGUGGAAAGAUGGUUCAGAGGUCCGUCCACUAUAUAUCCGCCGCCAUAAUUGAAUUCGAAUCUAGUGAGCAUUGUGAUAUGCUAUACACUUGUUCCACCGUAACCCCAGACCCUCCAUUUGGGCGACCAUGGUCAGGUUUGUUGAGUAUCUCCGUCCUACUACUGAGGAAAUGAGUCCAGAAAAUGUGGAUUUGAUCUCCUCAAAAAUGUGAGACUUCUGUUUCCUUCCUGUACCAGACACCACUCCAUGCCUGGGAAGCCCAACAAUGUGAUCUUGGUCUUGGACAGUCUCCUGAAUUGCCGCCUUUGUUGCUCCACCACUUCCAUGUCCAGCACCUUGAAACCCAAAACACUACUAUCAGAUCAAGCCGUCAUCAUCCAUGUUUAGUAACACAGAAUCAGAAAGGGAAUGGUGUCUUGUACAUAGCUCACCUGCUCUGCGAGCAUAGCCUUUCUAUAUUGAUCUCAGUCCUGCUACCGUUUCUGAUGAGUUUUACCAGAAACAGUCGAUUGAUCUCCGUUGUGAUGGGUUUUAUGAGAUAAACAUUCAGUUGAUCUCAGUCCUGCUAUCGUUUCUGAUGAGUUUUAUGAGAAAACAUUCAAUCAGUCUUCUCCGUUCUGAUGAAUGAGCUUUAUGAGAAGACAUUAGACUGAUGCUGCUAUCCUUUCUGAUGAGUUUUAUAAGAAAACACUCGAUUGAUCUUAAUCCUUCUACCCUUUGGAUUGAUCCCAAAUUUUCCGAUGUGAGUUUCCUGUGUAUAUUCACAGCUUUUUGUCCCUAUUUAGGCUGUUCUUGGUCUGGUUCCCAUCCCCAAGAACAAUACUUCUAAUCCAUUUAUUUCGAUUCCAAAUGCGAAGGUACGGGCCCUUCUGGAUCUGCACGACGCUGAUAUUCGUGGUGGCGGCAAUCAGCGCGUUCGUCGCCUACCUAGCGCACAAGUGGCAGAAGAAGGCGUGGGACUACGACAUCAGCCUGGUCACUUGGUCGGCAGGGAUCUUCUACGGCUAUGUGUCCCUCGUCCCCCUCGGUCUCUACCUCAUCCUCAAGUACUUCUCAGCACCCUCUGGCCUGGUCCAGCUCUGGUGCCUCUAUGGCUACUCCCUCUUCAUCUUCAUCCCCGCCUCUGUAAGUCUCUCUCUCUCUCUCUCUCUCUCUUUCUCUCACACACACACACUCACUCUCUAUCUCUCUAUCUCUCUUUCCCCAUCUCUCACCCAACCCUGUGGAACCCAGUUAUCUCUCUCUCACUCUUUCUCUCUCCCUCCCUCAAGCUUAAAACGGAAUCUAGGCUCAACCCACUGGAACCCAGUUAUCUCUCUCGCUCUCUCUCCUCAUCCCAAGUUUGCUACUGAAAGGGGCUCUCUCUGAUGGGCUACGUGUUAUGUUCAUUUCUUGGUAACAGUGCCUGUCGGUGGUGCCCGUGGAGGUGUUCAGGUGGGUGGUGGCCGGUGUGGCCGGGUUCACAUCGGCCGCCUUCGUGGCCCUCAACCUGCGCACCCACAUCAUGUCCGCCGGCGAGCGCUGGUUCCUCAUCGUCGCCGGUAUCUUCUUCCUCCAGCUGGCCCUCGCCGUCGUCCUCAAGUUCUACUUCUUCACCAUCACCGUCGGUGCAAGCAGUAGCUGA
Molecule: messenger RNA, 3567 nt
Organism: Spirodela intermedia
Lineage: Eukaryota; Viridiplantae; Streptophyta; Magnoliopsida; Alismatales; Araceae
Source: the annotation of a GenBank genome assembly